UCUUAUUGAAAGCGUUCAGUGGAGUAAACAAGUAGACUACACGCCCCUGGCCCAGUCUACUUAAAAGUAUCAGGAUGAAUGUAGAUGAGGAUAAAACCAAUCUUUAUGAAGUCAAUGAGCUAACUGAGUACAAUGGAAGUGGAUUCUCAAACCUUCCUGAGUAUACUCAAAAGGAGAGAAAUGAUUCUAACAAAUGGAAAUUGCUCCUCGUUUGCCUACUCGUUGCCAUUCUCUUCAUUAACAUCAUCAUAUUUCUCAUGACAGCUGUGAACCUGUAUUAUGCUAGUACUGCAGUACCUGCAGCCUGUCAGACUCAGAACAGCUCCACUGCUGCCUCCACUGGAUCUCUUACAAGCAGUGAGGGUCCUCUCAACAACUGCAGCAUUGUGAAUAGCACAUGGACAGACAACUUGAUGAGGUACAACAUGGCAAUGGAAAAUAACGUCAACCGCCUUAUUAAUGCAACACUCAGCAAUGCUCGAAAAAUCGACGAUAUUGCCAUGUCUACGGAUCAGCAAAGCUCUGUUGUUGAGAACAAUACGUACACUCUUGAUGAUAUCUUGAAUAUAACCAAUGAUGCAACAAGAAUGCUCACUGGGAUAAUCCAUUCAUUAGCGACUCACGACAGCACUCUGAUAUCUACUUCAGCAAUAACCGAUGACAUACAAAUAGUUUUGGAUAGGCUCCUUGAGUUGCAUAACAGCUCCAACAUAUUUAACAGCAUCCUCCCGAUUUCUUGCAGUGACAUACUGGCUGCCUAUCCUAGCAGCACUUCUGGCUAUUAUCACGUUAACAGUCGCCACAUUUACUGCAAUAUGGGAGAGCUGUGUGGCUCUAGUGGAGGGUGGACAAGGAUCGGAUUCCUUGAUAUGAAUGGUGCUACAAGUGAUUGUCCUCCCGGCUUUAGGCUUUAUCAAGUAGGAGCAGUCAGAGCUUGUGGAAGGCCAGUAGGUGGUCCAAGCUGUGUAUCAGAGAUACUCCCCACCAAUGGAAUAAAUUAUACUCAAAUUUGUGGUCGAGUUACUGGAUACCAGUGGGCUUCACCAGAUGCAGUUGACACUCGUUUUAGAAGUAACGCUAUUCACAAUGACAUCAAUUCAUAUUACGUUGAUGGCGUUAGCAUCACUAGAGGGUCUCCUAGGCAGCAUGUCUGGACAUUCAUGGCAGGUGUAAGGGAUUCCUCUUACGAUGCUGGAAAUUGUCCUUGUUCAACUCCACCAGGUGCAACUCAGGUAAUACAGUCAUUUGUUGGCAAUGAUUAUUUCUGUGAAUCUGGGAAUCAUGCUAACGGUUGGACAUAUACUUUGUAUACUUCAGAUCCUCUUUGGGAUGGUCAAGGAUGUGGUACGCAAGAAUUUGUGUGCUGUGCUGCUGCUGGUCUUCCUUGGUUUCACAGAGACUAUGGUAGUGCAUCAAGUAGUGAAAACCUUGAGCUAAGGUUGUGUGCUGAUGAAACAACUGCUUUUGAUGAUAUUCCUAUCAGCUAUUACGAGAUAUACGUCAAAUAAUAUGUAUAUUGACAAUGCUCCAAACUCCAAGCUAUUAAACUUUAUUGCAUUUUUUAUAGCUCAUGCAUAAUUACUAUAGCUAUUUAUUACCCUGAAAAUUAUAAAUCAUUUUUUUUAAUUUUUAAAGUUUUUAAUAGCUAAUCAAAAUGAAAGAGGAGUCAAUCAAUUAAUGAUUUGAAUAAUGCAUGCCGAAUGCUAGCGAAUAAUUAUAGGCCCUUGAAGACUUCGGCUGCUCAGCAAGUAAGGAACUGGUGAGCUUCAAGUACAGGAAGGCUAGACUAGUACAGUCUCUGCCAACCAGUGAUGCAGUUUGAGCAU
Molecule: messenger RNA, 1826 nt
Organism: Amphimedon queenslandica
Lineage: Eukaryota; Metazoa; Porifera; Demospongiae; Haplosclerida; Niphatidae
Exons: 2
Coding region: 75-1508 (477 amino acids)
Source: RefSeq, a predicted model, not a curated record